UUUUUUUUUUCUUUUUAUCUUAUUGAUUCCUCUAUUAUACCAUCUUCUUCUACGGAUCUAUUACAAAACAAGAAACCUUGAUCAUAAUGGCAGUAGAUAAGUGUUGUUUCUUUGUAUCAUUACGGAAAGCGACUUUUACUAUCUUUACUCUUGAUUUUCUUUAUGGUCUCAUAUUUGCAAUUAUCUCCAUUGCUCGUCAACCAGCUUUCUCUGUGACCUUUGGUUCUCCUGGUGUCUUGUGGAUCUCUGUCUUGUUACACUUUGCAUAUGCUUUCUGGAGUCUAUUUGGCAUUUACCUAAUAGUUAAGGCUUCAGGAAAAUGGUUAGUACGAAUACCAACGUUUUACAUGAUUGCGUGUGGUUCUAUGGGAUUCUUACAGUUUCUUCUUUUGGUGGUAUCAGGUGUGUUCCGAUCGUCUGCUGUGUUAUUCUGUCAGGUAGAAACCCAGUGGUCUAAUGAUACUUGCUCGACGGCGAUAACAGUGGCCUAUGCUUUCCUUGGUCUAUCGUAUGUAGUAUGGACCGGGCUUCAUGUAUACUUUUGGUUUGUGGUACAGGCCUUCUCGUUGAAAAUGGAAAGUCGUCUAAGGUACUCGGCUCUCAAGGAUGCCUAUCUAACUGAAUGGGAUAAUCAAAUGGAUAUGAAUGGUGGUCAUUUACCAAGAUCUGGAUCCGUGAAAAGUGCUUAUAGUGUUAUUUAGAUCAUCCUCGUUUUAUUAUUUAUUUUUAUUUUUAUUUUUGUAGUAUAUUUGUAUUCUUCAUUCUUUUCAUACUUCCUCUACUUUCCAACUAUGUAUAUGAUUAUUUCUCCCCUUGUGAUUAUUCCAUACAAUAUCAGGGACACACUUUUUCUUUUGAUAUAUAUUUAAAUAAUAAAGGUUAUUUUGUAUUCCCAAUCG
Messenger RNA from Halteromyces radiatus, 899 nucleotides. RefSeq lists its product as uncharacterized. Lineage: Eukaryota; Fungi; Mucoromycota; Mucoromycetes; Mucorales; Cunninghamellaceae. The record is from RefSeq and is a predicted model, not a curated record. The transcript is spliced from 3 exons. The coding region runs from base 87 to 701 and encodes 204 amino acids.